AUGGAUGUCGGCAACAUGAUCUUAGGUUGGCCUUUAUUGCUUGAUUUGGACGUUACAAUAUUCGGCCACUCGAAUAUUUGUACGUUCAUGUUUGUGGGCAAGAAAAUUAGAUUGAACCCCCUACCACCUAAGAAUAUCCCGGAAAAGGAGGUCACCAAAAAGGGUGAUCCAGAUAUUUUGAGGAAGUAUAUGCCCAAGGCUCUUCAUAUUAUUAAUGCGAAAGAGUUUGAGAAAGAGAAUAGAGUGGAUUCAGAGGUGUAUGCCCUCAUGGCUAGAGAUAUUAUGCCCCAGAUUAGUGUAGAGUUGUCCAACGAGGUGAUUUCGACGAUGGAUGAGUUUAAAGAUGUUUUUUUUUAUGAUCUCUCGGAUGAGCUUCCAUCUAUGAGAGACAUCCAGAAUGUCAUUGAUCUUGUCCCUAAGUCAACUCUCCCAAACCUUUCUCAUUACAGAAUGAACCCGACAAAGCACGCGGAACUCAAGGAGCAAGUUGAUGAGCUUCUGUGA
Magnolia sinica is the source of this 504-nucleotide messenger RNA. RefSeq lists its product as uncharacterized. The coding region runs from base 1 to 504 and encodes 167 amino acids. The record is from RefSeq and is a predicted model, not a curated record. The transcript has a single exon. NCBI's taxonomy places the organism in Eukaryota, Viridiplantae, Streptophyta, Magnoliopsida, Magnoliales, Magnoliaceae.